AUGUAUGUUCAUCCAGGAGAGACGGCUUUGGCGUUUUACACUGCGAAAAACCCAACAGAUCGUCCGAUCAUAGGCAUAUCGAGCUAUAAUCUUACGCCAUUUCAAGCAGCAUAUUACUUUAACAAAAUUCAAUGUUUUUGUUUUGAAGAGCAAAUCCUGAAUCCGGGUGAACAAGUGGAUUUGCCAGUCUUCUUCUACAUAGAUCCGGAUUAUGCCAACGACCCUGCUUUGGAGUAUUUGGAUAAUAUUCUUCUUAGUUACACAUUCUUUGAAGCGAAGUCUGGUCUUCAGCUGCCGAGUCCCUUCGACCCCAACAACCGGCCAAAGGCUCAACUAGAGGCGAAACCAAAAGCAUCCGCGAGUUAG
Cooperia oncophora is the source of this 366-nucleotide messenger RNA. Lineage: Eukaryota; Metazoa; Nematoda; Chromadorea; Rhabditida; Trichostrongylidae. The record is from the annotation of a GenBank genome assembly.